AUGACGACAAUCUCGAAAGAUGCUCAACAGAGCUCAUAUCCGUAUGUCAAGUACGAUCGCUGUACUACGCGUCCGACUGACGACAAGUGCCGCCUUCCAGUCNCGAUAGCCCCGCCAGACUUCAAUGCACAUCAACCAAAGACUGUCAGGCUUUAUCCUUUGAGCAACUACACCUUCGGCACAAAAGAGACUCAACCAGAAGAAGAUCCAUCCGUCCUCGCCCGUCUGAAGCGCCUGGAAGAACAUUACGAUGCAUACGGCAUGAGGAGGACUUGCGAAGGUAUCCUCGUAUGCCACGAUCACAACCACCCCCACGUCCUGAUGCUACAAAUCGCGAACGCCUUCUUCAAACUUCCUGGAGACUACCUACCACACGACGCCGAUGAGAUUGAAGGUUUCAAGAUUCGCUUGAAUGAGAGACUUGCUCCUUCAGGCAACCAAUUCUCCAACGACGGCAGCGAAGGCGAAUGGGAGAUUGGCGAGACUCUUGCCCAAUGGUGGAGACCCAACUUUGAGACUUUCAUGUAUCCCUUCAUUCCUCCCCAUGUCUCGCGACCAAAAGAAUGCAAGAAGCUAUACUACAUCCAACUACCAAAGAGCAGUACGUUGCGCCCGUCUUCCCUAUGCGCCGAGCAAACGCUAACACAUCACUCACAGAAGNUCCUGAGCGUCCCAAAGAACAUGAAGCUACUUGCUGUACCACUGUUUGAGCUCUACGACAACGCUCAGCGCUACGGUCCCCAGCUCUCUGCCAUUCCUCAUCUACUAUCCCGAUACAAUUUUGAGUUCGUUGACGAGAACGGCAAGGUGUCAGCCGUGACACCAGGAGGUAACCCAAACGAAGGCAGUGUGCCAAAGACAAAAGUACUCGCAGGCGGCGACGAAACUGUGCAACAGGAGAACGGAGCUGAGCAGGACUCAAAAAUGGAAUAG
Messenger RNA from Aureobasidium musti, 933 nucleotides. Lineage: Eukaryota; Fungi; Ascomycota; Dothideomycetes; Dothideales; Saccotheciaceae. The record is from the annotation of a GenBank genome assembly.